Molecule: messenger RNA, 3015 nt
Organism: Synchiropus splendidus (mandarinfish)
Lineage: Eukaryota; Metazoa; Chordata; Actinopteri; Syngnathiformes; Callionymidae
Gene: tmpob
Product: thymopoietin b
Exons: 6
Coding region: 345-1442 (365 amino acids)
Molecular function (GO): DNA binding
Source: RefSeq, a predicted model, not a curated record
ACAGACAGAGGCAAGUGGGCCGGUUUGAAGCUAAGCUAAUUCGCACAUUUCGAGCCAAUUUUUAAUACCAUACAAAUUCGUCUUUCCAGUAGUGCAUGCGCGUGACCGUUUGGAAAAAAUAUAAUUUCGCUUUUUGCAUAAAAGUUGCGCGGCUAAACUCCGAAAACGAGUGCGUAUUUUCAAACCCGCUCUCGUGCUAGCGGAGUCGGCAGCGGCUCGGCGCCAGUCUUGUUUGACAACAGCGCUUUCUUUCUGUCACGUUUUCGCUUACAGCGGAUCAACGCCUGUUGCCGCGAGCGCCCGGUAUCAAAACACUCGCUACCAUUGUCCAGUACCAAUAAACGAUGGCAGAGUUUUUGGAAGAUCCGUCUGUUCUCACAAAAGACAAGUUAAAGAAUGAGCUAACGGCGAACAACGUGCCGCUUCCGAGCGGGGAGCACAAGAAAGAGGUGUAUGUGCAGCUCUAUCUGAAGAACCUGACCGUCCUGAACAACAAGAAGAACCCCCCCACUGAUACUUUCUCCAGCGACGAAGAGCUUCCUGCGCCGGUGGUGUCCAACAGAAGCAGAUCUGGAAGAAAAGCCACCAGAAAGACUGACAAGCCACGCAGUGAGGAGGUGGACGUGACAGAUCUGACCGAUGAUGAUCUAAAGCAGCAGCUGGCCAAACAUGGUGUGGAGUCAGGACCCAUUGUAGCGUCAACAAGAAAAGUGUAUGAGAAGAAGCUGCAGAAGCUCAUCGAGCAGACGGCUGCUGAAGCCGCUGCUGAAGUCACCACUCUCCCAAAAGUCGACAGCAACCAGAAUGGGAACACAAACUCCGACCAGUACAGUGACAAGGAAGACGAAGAAAUUGUUGCAGCCGAUCCAGAGCCAGUUCCUGUGCCUGACAGACCGGUCCGGAGCCGAAGCAAAACCCCUGUGACCCUGAGGACAAGCAGCAAACGGCAAACUAAGGUGGUUGAAGAAAUGAUAACUGAAGAGACCCCCAAGAAAAGCAGUGACAGUGUUGUUGAAGAUAUCCUUGCCAACGAAAUCAGCACACCGACAGGCAUCAGUGCGACCUGCAGACGUCCCAUCCGGGGAGCAGCGGGUCGGCCGCUCAAACCCAGCGAGUACUGGUUGGACGAGUCCCGUCUGCUGCACAGCAUCCACACCGAGACUCGCUCAUACUCCGAGUCCAUCUCCAGAGGAGCCUCAUCGGGCCUGUCCAGCAAAGCCCCGGCCAGACGAGGCUUCCUGUCUCUGCUCCUGAAGCUCCUGCUCCUCGUGGCAGUCGCCGUGUCUCUGUACUUCGCCUACCAGAACCUGAACGCAGAGCAGAUCAACACUCUUAAAGGCCAUGCUGACAGAGUCAUCAUCCCACUUCAAGAUUUGGUGGACAAGGCCGCCGCAUACCUGCGCGCUGCUGGUGGGGAAGCCGUGAAGGAUGCUGGCAAGUAAAGUCCCUCGCCAGGUCCUGACCCCUGCUCCCUGUCGCCUGCCAAAAGUACCACAACCGCAACAACAACAAACUCUGUCUGGACCGUCUUUUUUCCGUCUCAUUCCUGGUUUGACAAAGAACUUGCUUGAUUUGGAACUUCUACACUUUUUGAGCAGUCUGUCUAUCCUUCUACCACUGGAGGGAGCUCUAUUCAAACUGUAGCUUCUGGACUUUCGUCGUCUUGGUCGACAGAAGAGACUUGUUGUCGUUUUUAAUCUGUGACUUGUCUUCAUGUGUAUCUAACCUCGUCAGUAGAGCCAAAUGGCGAGGCCAGUGUAUCCCUGCAUGUUUGUAGUUCUUACUGAUGUUUUUAACACCGUGUGCCAGGUGUUUCUGACGUGAAGUGCCUGCACACUUUUAGCUCCAAGUACUUUGAGUUUUGAAGGUUCAUUCUGGGUUUUUGUCGGACCUCUGUUACCUCCACUUAACUUUUUGGAGCCUGUCUAGUCUGAGGAGAAUUAACUUUGACCCAAAACAGCUGCAUUCUGCUGAAGUCCAACUGUUUCAGCGAGAAGGGCUGGUUUGACUUAGAAGGAACGUCCAGGUUGGGUUUUUAAAUUCUUCAGCUUUCAUCAGGAAAGAUUUCUGGAAUUAUUUGAACAGUCUGAUGUGUUUUUUACUCUCCUGCAACAGCUGUACUUAUUGGCUUUAGUUAAGUUUUGUAGAGAAAUACAACCCAUGAAAGGUUCUUAAUACAUUGAACAAGAUUGUGAGGGGUUUUUUUAACUGUACAAUGAGGCGAAUGUUCCUCACAAUCUUUUUUGAAACUAGCGGCAAGUGACAUGAGGAGAAUUCCUUCAAGACGUCAACAGUUAAAAGCAGAAUUUCCUCAGUAGCUUUAGAGGUAGGAGAGAUUUUUACGGUGCUCAGGUCGAUUGAAGUGGAAGGAUCUGUGUCAUGUAAUCUGGUGACAUCACUGAUGGAAUAAAAACCUUGUCCACCUUUUACUUUUUCAUCAUGAAGAACAUUUACUGUAUUUUAACAUCCUGUUUCCACAUUAUUAUCCAGGUGAAUCAUCAGCAUUUAGCACUGACUGUCUUUGCUUUCUACGGUUGUUAUGAUCCGAUCAUAGAUGGUGGGUUUUGCCGGCAUCCAUGAGUUUUAUGUUCUUUGGCUUUCUUUGUGCUCGUCGUUUUUAUUAGACUUGUAACCCCCGGUCCGUCUGGCAGGACUGUCUUUUGCAGUGCACCCACAUAACUGACCUCACUGAACUACUGUGGGCCCUUUGAGCCAGCAUCUAGUGUGAAAAUUACCACUUAAAAACAUGACCCGUGGCCCACAGGGAGGGAGGAUGUUCACUGGAGGUGAUGACUUUUUAUUUUUUUUAACUCUUGUGUCACACCCCAAUCGGAAGGUUCCUAGCAAUAUGAAAUAACACAGCAGUCAUAUGAGAUUUGGCCCUUUAAACAUGUGAAUGAUGAACCGGCAGCUUUUCGUCAUUGGACAGAAUCGACACCAGUUAUGUGGGGGAGGAUUUGUACUGUUUAUUUAUGAUGUAAGUGGUGUAUCAUAAAAUAAACUUGGUUGUCAGCA